This is a messenger RNA of Adelges cooleyi (spruce gall adelgid), 552 nucleotides long. Its product is annotated as 60S ribosomal protein L34-like. The record is from RefSeq and is a predicted model, not a curated record. The transcript has 4 exons. Gene Ontology annotation, biological process: translation. Bases 146 to 508 code for a protein of 120 amino acids. Gene Ontology annotation, molecular function: structural constituent of ribosome. Gene Ontology annotation, cellular component: ribosome. Lineage: Eukaryota; Metazoa; Arthropoda; Insecta; Hemiptera; Adelgidae.
UUCCAUGGAUUGAUAUUUUCUUCCAUGCGAUUCGUUAUCACUAUUCACUUUACAGAAUACAGUGGUUUGUUGACAAUCGGUGUCACACUCUUUUUCGUGGUCCCUCUAUUCUUUCCCUAUCGUCGGCAAAUAAAGAGGACCAACCAUGGGCCAAAGUGUAGUUUUUAGGAGACGUCUUUCUUACAACACCAAAAGCAAUCGGCGGCGUAUGGUACGUACCCCCGGCGGUCGUUUAGUCUACCAAUACCUCAAGAAACCGAAGCGCGUACCCAAGUGUGGUAACUGCAAAGUCAAGUUGCAUGGUAUCAAACCGGCCAGAGCUAUUGAAAAGAGCCGUAUGUGCAAGCGUAAGAAGACUGUGAAACGCGCUUAUGGUGGAGUGUUAUGUCACAGAUGUGUCCGUGAAAAGAUUCUGAGGGCAUUUUUAGUCGAAGAACAGAAAAUUGUCGUCAAAGUUUUACGCUCCCAGAAGAGUUCAGCCAAAAAUAAGUUGAAGUCUGCUAAAUGAAUAAAUUUGACUAUUGAUAAAAAAUAUAUGUUAAUUUUAUAACA